Molecule: messenger RNA, 1068 nt
Organism: Rhagoletis pomonella (apple maggot)
Lineage: Eukaryota; Metazoa; Arthropoda; Insecta; Diptera; Tephritidae
Product: zinc finger matrin-type protein 2
Biological process (GO): mRNA splicing, via spliceosome
Cellular component (GO): U4/U6 x U5 tri-snRNP complex; spliceosomal complex
Molecular function (GO): nucleic acid binding; zinc ion binding
Source: RefSeq, a predicted model, not a curated record
CUAAUCAAAAAGAUGAAGAACCUGUACAACGAGAGAACCUGAAGCGACGUGACUAUAAAGUGGAUCUCGACAGUAAACUAGGCAAAAGUGUAGUCAUUAAUAAGAACACACCUACCUCACAAUCUGGCGGAUACUAUUGCAAUGUAUGCGAUUGUGUCGUCAAAGAUUCGAUCAAUUUUCUUGAUCAUAUUAAUGGAAAAAAGCAUCAACGCAAUCUGGGCAUGUCAAUGAAAGUGGAGCGCAGUACGGUCGAUCAAGUGAAAGAGCGUUUCCAGGCGAAUAAAAAAAAGAUGGAAGAAAAACAAAAGGAUUAUGAACUGGAACGCCGACUACGUGAAGCCAAGGAGGAAGAAGAACGUUACAAGGAACAUCGAAAAGAAAAGCGGAAAGAACGCAAGAGAAAAGCAAAUGACGAUUUAUUCACAGGUGAACUGUCCGAUGAUAUGGCUGCCAUUAUGGGAUUUUCCGGAUUUGGUGGAUCGAAAAAGAACUCUUAGAAAAAAACCACAUUGGUAAUCAUUUUAUAUUUAUAAUAAAUAGUUGUUAUUACAUCAAACAUUGUAACAUAAAUGCUAGAAAAAAUAUAAAAAUAUGAACGGGGAAAAGUCUUGGAAGCAUUCGGCUGGCAGCGCCUGACAUCGGGUUAUUCACAUGAGGUAAUGACGAUGAUACUGGACACUUGGACUGUAGAGAUUGCAGGAAAGUUUUUUUUAUCAGAAAAUAAAACUGAAUAUAUUUUAGAAAAUAUGUACAUUUACGAAUGAAGAUAUGCGUGUAUGUAUAUAAUUUAGACGGCUUACCACUAACGCUUUGUUUAUAAUUUCGGCUGCAAAACUUCGCAACAUACGCGCAGGCUUAAGACCACAGAGCAGAGCUGUUCUUAUGUAGUCACAGUUGAUUAUUUCGGUAAAUUGCCUGGAGUAUAUUAAAUAAUGAACUAAAGACAUUAAUAUAUAUGAUUCUUUUAUCUUUUGAUUUUUCAUUUAUGUAUAUAAACUCAUAUUACGUGAGGGUACAUAGUAGAACUUAAAAUUAAGUACGCUUCCAAUAAAAAAUUUAUAUCAGCCA